AUCUAAAAGAUUAUUCGCCAGAACGUUCAAGAUUAGUAACUGCUAUGGGAGGUUGGUGGUUCAUUAUUUCAAGUGCUGUAGCUAUUGGAAAUACGUUUAUGUAUAUUCAAUGUGAAAGUGAUGAAUUGGGACAAGCUCCAACUAUUAGUCACUAUUUUUCAUUCUGGUUUGGAGCUAUAUGGGACUUAUUUGAUAGUAUAAUUUAUUGCUUACUUAAUUAA
Messenger RNA from Racocetra fulgida, 221 nucleotides. The record is from the annotation of a GenBank genome assembly. NCBI's taxonomy places the organism in Eukaryota, Fungi, Glomeromycota, Glomeromycetes, Diversisporales, Gigasporaceae.